Molecule: messenger RNA, 755 nt
Organism: Trichomonas vaginalis G3
Lineage: Eukaryota; Parabasalia; Trichomonadida; Trichomonadidae
Product: attachment subunit-related family
Exons: 1
Source: RefSeq, a predicted model, not a curated record
AUGGAAGGAAGAAAAAGUGUCGCAAACAAUUCGUCGACUACCUCUGCAGUUAAAGUUCCUACAACUUAUGUCUCACCAUUCUCAAAACCCUUACGACCUCCUAUAAUACCAAAGCAACCUCCUCAUACAAUUCAAGACAAAUUGUCCAACAAUAUGCAUUUGCACAAAGAAACAGCUCAGCCAACAGGUCAGGCAACAACAACUAUCGGAACAGAAGCAUUUUCAGAAGAAGUUCAUACCAAUCAGACUCCAAUCGAACAUACAGAAACACAACCACCCGAAAAUACAGAAACACAUCCAAUCGAACAUACAGAAACACAUUCUGCAAUGACCACUAGGUCGCAAACACGAUAUCUCGCCUUUAGCAAACAAUUUAAGUCUCAAAUUCAAGACACACAAGAUAGCGACACUCCUCUUUCAGAGAAAGUUCGUAGAAAAUACGCAAAGCAAAGGUUAGAAUUGUUAGAUAAGUUAAAUGAACAGUGGGGUUCAGAAGACAAUCGAGAUUAUAACGAGAUGUUUCAAGCUGUCAUGGAUGCCAUUCAGCCUCUUGAAAACGAAAUCAAAGACCCUGGCGUACUUGUUGACAUGUUUGCUUCAUAUUUACCCGUUACUGCCAAUCUCAUAGCGUUGCAAGCUAUUGACCAGUUCAUUCACUUGUUUCCAAAGAACUUGCAGAAGCAUUUACAAGAAGUUAAAAUUGCUGAAUUUGUCCGUUUAUAUCCAAAUUCAUACAAUUAUUUGGAAGAAUUGAA